AUGGUGUCUCACUCUCCCCAUCCCAUAACGAUAUUAUUAAUUUUUGAUGGUUUUUUUUUCUUACACCUUCUCUCUCACUUUUUCUCAAUCGUUUUCUCUUCUUCUCUCACUUUUUCUCAAUCGUUUUCUCUUCUUCUCUUACUUUUUCUCAAUUGUUUUCUCUUCCUCUCUCACUUUUUCUCCAUUGUUUUCUCUUCCUCUCUCACUUUUCUCACUUGUUUUCUCUUCCUCUCUUACUUUCCCUCAAUUGUUUUCUCUCCCUCUCUCACUUUUUCUCAAUUGUUUUUCUCUUCCUCUCUCCUUUUCUCACAUGUUUUCUUCCUCUCUCACUUUCCCUCAAUUGUUUUCUCUCCCUCUCUCACUUUUUUUCUCAAUUGUUUUCUCACUUUUCUCACUUGUUUUCUCUUCCUCUCUUACUUUCCUCAAUUGUUUUCUCUCUCUCUCUUUUUCUCACUUGUUUUCUCUUCCUCUCUUACUUUCCCUCAAAUGUUUUCUCUCCUCCUCUUCACUUUUUCUCAAUUGUUUUCUCUUCCUCUCUCACUUUUCUCCUUGUUUUCUCUUCCUCUCUUACUUUCCCUCAAUUGUUUUCUCUCCCUCUCUCAACUUGUUUUCUCUUCCUCUCUUACUUUCCCUCAAUUGUUUUCUCUCCCUUUUUCUUUUCUCAAUUGUUUUCUCUUCCUCUCUCACUUUUCUCACUUGUUUUCUCUUCCUCUCUCACUUUCCCUCAAUUGUUUUCUCUCCCUCUCUCACUUUUUCUCAAUUGUUUUCUCUUCCUCUCUCACUUUUCUCACAUGUUUUCUCUUCCUCUCUUACUUUCCCUCAAUUGUUUUCUCCCUCUCUUUUUCUCAAUUGUUUUCUCUUCCUCUCAAUUUUUUUGUUUUCUUCCUCUCUUUCCCUCAAUUGUUUUCUCUCUCUCUCACUUUUCUCACUUGUUUUCUCUUCCUCUCUUACUUUCCUCAAAAUGUUUUCUCCCUCUCACUUUUUCUCAAUUGUUUUCUCUUCCUCUCUCACUUUUCUCACUUGUUUUCUCUUCCUCUCUUACUUUCCCUCAAUUGUUUUCUCUCCUCUCUCUCUUUUCUCCUUGUUUUCUCUUCUCUCUUACUUUCCCUCAAUUGUUUUCUCUCCCUCUCUCACUUUUUCUCAAUUGUUUUCUCUUCCUCUCUCACUUUUCUCACAUGUUUUCUCUUCCUCUCUCACUUUCCCUCAAUUGUUUUCUCUCCCUCUCUCACUUUUUCUCAAUUGUUUUCUUCCUCUCUCACUUUUUUAUCACUUGUUUUCUCACUUCUUUUUCCCUCAAUUGUUUUCUCUCCUCUCUCCUUUUUUCUCAAUUGUUUUCUUCCUCUCUCCUCUUUUCUUUUCUCCUUGUUUUCUCUUCCUCUCUUAUUUCCCUCAAUUGUUUUCUCUCUCUCUCACUUUUCUCACUUGUUUUCUCUUCCUCUCUUACUUUCCCUCAAUUGUUUUCUCCCUCUCUCACUUUUUCUCAAUUGUUUUCUCUUCCUCUCUCCUUUUCUCACAUGUUUUCUCUUCCUCUCUCACUUUCCCUCAAUUGUUUUCUCUCCUCUCUCUUUUUUUUCUCAAUUGUUUCUCUUCCUCUCUCCUUUUCUCACUUGUUUUCUCUUCCUCUCUUACUUUCCCUCAAAUGUUUUCUCUCCUCUCUCACUUUUUUUUCUCAAUUGUUUUCUCUCCCUCUCUCUUUUUCUCAAUUGUUUUCUUCCUCUCUCACUUUUCUCCUUGUUUUCUCUUCCUCUCUUACUUUCCCUCAAUUGUUUUCUCUCCCUCUCUCACUUUUCUCACUUGUUUUCUCUUCCUCUCUUACUUUCCCUCAAUUGUUUUCUCUCCCUCUCUCACUUUUUCUCAAUUGUUUUCUCUUCCUCUCUCACUUUUCUCACUUGUUUUCUCUUCCUCUCUUACUUUCCCUCAAUUGUUUUCUCUCUCUCUCUCACUUUUCUCACUUGUUUUCUCUUCCUCUCUUACUUUCCCUCAAAUGUUUUCUCUCCCUCUCUCACUUUUUCUCAAUUGUUUUUUUUCUCUCACUUUUCUCACUUGUUUUCUUCCUCUCUUACUUUCCCUCAAUUGUUUUCUCUCCCUCUCUCUUUUUCUCACUUGUUUUCUCUUCCUCUCUUACUUUCCCUCAAUUGUUUUCUCCCUCUCUCACUUUUUUUCAAUUGUUUUCUCCUCUCUCACUUUUCUCACUUGUUUUCUCUUCCUCUCUUACUUUCCCUCAAUUGUUUUCUCUUCCUCUCUCACUUUUCUCACUUGUUUUCUCUUCCUCUCUUACUUUCCCUCAAUUGUUUUCUCUCCCUCUCUCACUUUUUCUCAAUUGUUUUCUCUUCCUCUCUCACUUUUUCUCACUUGUUUUCUCUUCCUCUCUCACUUUCCCUCAAUAGUUUUCUCUCCCUCUCUCACCUUUUCUCCGUAGUUUUCUCUUCCUCUCUUCUUUUUCUCAAUUGUUUUCUCUUUCUCUUCCUUGUUUCCUUUUCUUUCUUUUUGUCUACCAUCCUUUCUCUUUUUAACACGCUUUCUUUCUCUUUGUUUUUUCUCUAUAUCUUUUUCAUUUUUCUUUCUCUCUCUUUUUCUAUAACGAUUUCAUUUUUUCUAACACUCUUUCCUUAUCUAUCUUUCUUUUUUAUUUUUUACUCUUUCUCCCUUAUAUUUAUCCCUAUUUUUUCUUUUUUUCUUUUCUCGUUCGCUCCCUAUUUCUCUGUUAUUUUAUUUAUAUCCUUCUCUGCUUUUUCUCUUUCCGUUCUCUUAUUCACUUUCUCUUUCGCUUACUUUUUCUGUAUAUCUUUCUCUUUUUCUCUUUCGUCGUCUCCUUUUUUUUCUAUAUCGGCUUCUUUCUUUAUAUUCUACCUCUCUUUCUCUCCAUCUUCCUUUCUCCUUUCUUUUUCUUUUUUCUCCUUCCUAUUUCUCUGCAUUUCUCUUUCCUUUUCCUUUCUCCUUCAAUCUCUCUUUCUCUAUCUUUUGCAUCCUCUUUCUCUCUUUGUUUCUUUUUCUCCGUCUGUUUCCCUAUCAACUUUCCUUUCUCCAUCUAUCUACUUUUCUACCGGUAUAUUUCGUCUGUCCCCACCCUCCGAUGAAUAA
Molecule: messenger RNA, 3081 nt
Organism: Acanthosepion pharaonis
Lineage: Eukaryota; Metazoa; Mollusca; Cephalopoda; Sepiida; Sepiidae
Source: the annotation of a GenBank genome assembly